Molecule: messenger RNA, 864 nt
Organism: Paramormyrops kingsleyae
Lineage: Eukaryota; Metazoa; Chordata; Actinopteri; Osteoglossiformes; Mormyridae
Source: RefSeq, a predicted model, not a curated record
AUAGAGCAGAAGGAGAAAGAACUGUUCAAAGAGGAAGGAGAGAGAACUUCACUGGAAUGUACCUUCAGCACGAGCAGCACUAGCUAUUAUGUCUACUGGUACCGUCAGUAUCCGGGAACAGCACCUGAGUUCAUACUGCGCAGCGGGUCAAGCAGCUACACUGCAGAGUUUGCAAAACAGAGAUUCUCCUCUAAUGCUGAUAGAUCAUCAGGAAAAGCCCCUUUAUCCAUUUCAAAUGUCCAGCUAGGAGACAGUGCUGUCUAUUACUGUGCUCUGCAGACCACAGUGCCAGGUCAUCCAGUAGGAAUGAGGACUCCACCCAAGCACCCAAUGACACUGCUGGUCAAUGAGCUUUUUAACUCAGAAUGGCUCAUUUGUAACAGCAUUGAGGAUAUAAUAACCUCUUUAACUGACCAAGUGUCUGCUGUAGAGGGUGAAAAUAUCACACUGUCCUGCAACUAUAGCACCUCAGAUGACUACAUACAUUGGUAUCGUCAGUAUUCUAGAUCAGCACCAGAAUAUCUCCUGCAUAUUAUUGAAAGAUCAGGGAAGGUACAGAAUGCUAAGCCUCGAAUGUCUGCUAAAGUUGACAAGGACAACAAGCGUGUAGAUCUGGAGCUCUCCUCUACAGAAGUGACAGACUCUGCAGUGUACUACUGUGCUCUGAGGCCCACAGUGACAGGAAACUCACCGAUGCUGUACAAAAACAUGACUGCACUACUUAAUAUGAAGGAAGAGCAGUUACAGUCAUCCAAGUUGGGUCUGAACAAGGCCUUUGGAAAGGGCUCUCCCACAUUAGGCCUCUCCACUGCAUCACCGCUGUCCUUCAGCAUCCCUCCUACAGCUGUCCUGCCUCACAGAUGA